This is a messenger RNA of Caenorhabditis remanei, 1263 nucleotides long. RefSeq lists its product as uncharacterized. Lineage: Eukaryota; Metazoa; Nematoda; Chromadorea; Rhabditida; Rhabditidae. The record is from RefSeq and is a predicted model, not a curated record. The coding region runs from base 1 to 1263 and encodes 420 amino acids. The transcript has 6 exons.
AUGAAUGUCCAAAUGGUAAUCACUUCUGGACAAGUGUACUCAUGGGCUGAUGACGUCGAUAAGGUGCUGAACUUUACUGAUGAAUUGCUUAAAUACGGUGGAUACGUGUUUCCGGAAGUUGCAGCAGUGGCGGAGAUUGUUUCGAAAGUUGGAGGCUUUAUUCGAUGGGUCACGGGGAACUGGAAGGAAGAAAAACCAGAUGCAAUUAAGAAGGUUAUAGCAAAAUUGGCAUUGUUGGAGAAGAAAAUUGAUGAGCUGGAAAUGAAGAUAAAGGCUGAAUUUGACGAUUUGAAAGAAUUUCUCACGGAGAUCAAUUUCCUUACGAAUAUCACUGUACCUACAUCAAGUUUGAUGAGAUUCAUGCAAGACAUUAUGAACGAUCCAUCACCGUCAGCGCUUGCAAACUUUCAGAGAGCAUACGCCGAUCGGAAACCAUUGAUGAUAACAUAUGACUUGUUGGGUUUUUUAGAACAUGAAAAAACUAACCCAUUGCGGAUGGCCAUUAGUGCGGAUCCGUUAAGAACCAUUACGACUUUCAACAGAUGGACAGAAAAUCUGACGUCGAUAUUGGGACAGUUGUUGUUCCUUGAAUCAAUGGCUAGCGGGCUUAUGAAAGACUACGAUACAUUCGAUGCCGAUCUGAUUAUUCAAAGAGCUCAAGAGCUGACAAAACAGAUUGACGAAUGGAGAGAGGUGUACAAGAAAGAUGGAGCAUACUUUGGAGGAAUGGAAAGCUACUUAAGUGGCUUCCUAACAAAUAAUUCGAAUUUCCAAAGAUGGGAAAUUGCGCAAAAGAUGAAAGAAGACUUGGAAAAAAAGUUGUUGACCAACGACGCUCUAAGUGUGUGGGUGUUCGCUGGCUCCGUGAGCAAGGGUAUGUUUGCUGCGGAUUGCUCAGACAAUGCGAAAGGACAAGUUGCCUAUGUUAUGGAUAAGAACGGGUUUGGUGCCGUUAUCUGUAGGAGUUCUCAAGCGAAUCUUGUGGAAAAGGAAAAGUUAAGGGAGUUGGAAAGGCAAAUGUUCCAGUUUUCCUGUUCCCCAUUCUUUCCACAAGUUGACUAUAAAGAAAUUCCCAAAUUGGUUCUGAGAGAUUACUUCCCAGAUGGUGGCAGUUUCUGUUUGAUUAAUUCCAAUAACGUACCAGAAAUGCGAUCAAUCAAUUGCAAGCACGAUGUUGGACCUGGAGUUUUAGGUCAAAUCACCACUGUUAAAAUUCCGUAUGUAAACCAAAGAACUUUUAGUUUGAUGGCAGUUUAUAUUUGA